This is a messenger RNA of Zychaea mexicana, 993 nucleotides long. RefSeq names its product ADP-ribosylation factor family-domain-containing protein. The coding region runs from base 133 to 681 and encodes 182 amino acids. Gene Ontology annotation, biological process: intracellular protein transport; vesicle-mediated transport. Gene Ontology annotation, cellular component: Golgi apparatus; cytoplasm. NCBI's taxonomy places the organism in Eukaryota, Fungi, Mucoromycota, Mucoromycetes, Mucorales, Lichtheimiaceae. Gene Ontology annotation, molecular function: GTPase activity; GTP binding. The record is from RefSeq and is a predicted model, not a curated record. The transcript has 6 exons.
ACAAACUGCUGCAAAACUAAAGGCAGCAGGAAGGGGUGUAAGCCUGUCGGUGAAUCUGAAGUCCAAAAACUCAGUUGUAGUAACGCGCGUGACGAGAGCUCUCUUCCCUUUGCUCGUCUUUGAUACUACUACAUGGGUGCCCUAUUCAGCAAAAUAUUUGGUCGAUUGUGGGGUGAAAAAGAAGUCCGGAUAUUGAUUCUUGGUCUUGAUGGAGCUGGUAAAACUACCAUUCUGUACAGACUUCAGAUUGGCGAAGUUGUUACCACCAUUCCUACCAUCGGCUUCAAUGUGGAGACCGUUUCUUACAAAAAUAUCAAGUUCCAAGUAUGGGAUUUGGGUGGACAGACAAGCAUAAGACCUUAUUGGCGAUGUUACUAUGCAAACACAGAUGCCGUGAUUUACGUUGUUGAUAGCGUGGACAAGGAUCGUAUGCAGACAUCAAAAGAGGAACUCCACGCCAUGUUGGAGGAAGAGGAGCUAAAGGACGCAGCACUGCUAGUGUUUGCCAAUAAGCAGGAUAUGGAGGGUGCUUUGUCUGCUGCCGAAGUGGCCGAUGCACUGGGCCUUUCUACUCUGAAAAACCGACAGUACUCCAUCUACAAAACAAGUGCAAUUAAGGGCGAAGGCUUGACGGACGGUCUGGAUUGGUUGGUUAAUAUCAUUCAAGAAAACAAGCAAUAGAAAGAAACUCUCCGCUGCACAUAUCACACACAUUCUCUCUCUCUCUCUCUCUCUCGCUCAAUACGUACACACACACACUCACACACUCACAAAAGACACAUGGCUUUUUUUUCCCUUCCACUGUAGACAUCUUUUUUUUUUGCUUUUCUCUUCUAAACCAACGCUCUACUAUAUGUACUUGUAUCUAUCACCCCUCUUCUUUUGCUACCUAGCAAACCGUCUAGCCAACCGAUUAAUGAACCGGUUUAGCUCAGAACUUCCUCACUCUACAUAUGCACAAACAAUUGAAACACACUAAAUCAAGCAAAGAUC